UAACCCAGUGGAUUUGUCAAUAUAAAUCUUCGCAAUUUUCAUCGUCUCUGCAUACCAUCAGAGCUUUUUGAGCAUUACAAUCCUUUUCUCAGCACAUCACGCUUAACAUUUCUCCUUUCUAUACCACAAGAAGCAAAAAUGGCCGUCACCUACUUUACCCAGGAGCUCACAACUUCUAUCGCUCCGUCGAGGAUGUUCAAGGCUCUCGUCCUCGACUCCCACAAUCUCAUUCCCAAGGUCGCCCCUCAGGGUAUUAAGAGCAUUGAGUUCGUUCAAGGAGACGGUAGUGCUGGAAGCAUCAAGCAGACCAACUUUGCCGAUGGCGGUCACUUGAAGUGGUUGAAGCACAGGAUAGAUGCGGUUGAUGCAGAGAAGCUUGUGUGCAAGUACACCCUGAUCGAGACCGACACUGCAUUCGACGAGAUUGAGUCUGUGGUGUCAUAAGUGCUUAAUCAAGUGAACCAAGUCUUGUAUAUGAUAUCGUGUUUGACAGAUUCGAGAAACUUCAUUAGAGUUGAAUUCGACCCUGCGGACAGCUCCUUUUAGGAGCCAUCAGCCCAAAUACAAGCUUAAUUCUUUCUUUGUUAAUUCAUUUUACGGAUAAAGUACAAACAGUACACAUAUAACUGACAAA
This is a messenger RNA of Punica granatum (pomegranate), 634 nucleotides long. NCBI's taxonomy places the organism in Eukaryota, Viridiplantae, Streptophyta, Magnoliopsida, Myrtales, Lythraceae. The record is from RefSeq and is a predicted model, not a curated record.